This is a messenger RNA of Symbiodinium natans, 375 nucleotides long. The record is from the annotation of a GenBank genome assembly. NCBI's taxonomy places the organism in Eukaryota, Dinophyceae, Suessiales, Symbiodiniaceae.
AUGGGCAAGGUAAAGAAAGCCCAUCUCAAAAGCAAGAAGGCAAAAGCCAAGCAGGCGGCCAAAAAGAAGGACGAGGACGCCAACGACGUCUCGCUUGAGCCGCCCAAAGAGUCAAGACACGAAAUGAAGAGGCGGCAUGCGGGCGAGCGCAGAGCCCUCCAGGCGACGGUGGCAGACCUCAAGCGGCAGCGCAAGAAGCUUCCGAAGAAGAGCAAAAAGGACGACAAGAAGGCACUCACGGACGAGAUCAAGCAGAUGACAGAUGAGCUUCGGAAGCGGCACGCUGCAGAGCUCGGCGGCAUCGGUGCGCAGGACGCGGAAGACGACGAUGAUGCUCAGGAAGACGAUGAGGAGCAGAUGUCAGAAGAUGUGUGA